ACCGUCUAGCGCGCAAGUUGUCGUUCGCAAGGCGUCGUUGACGUGUGGCCUUUCUUUUGCGUUCCUGCAUCUCGAAGACGCCUUCACACUUGUUUUUUUCGAAGAGUGUGGCACGUUACACCAUGAUGCUCGGUUUGUCGUUCUCCGCCUUGGGUAUCCUUGUCCCAGUUCUCCUCAUCGUUCAAGUGCUUAUCAGCUAUGUCCGCAACCCAUUGCGCAAGGUUCCCGCUGCACACCCACUGGCGCGUUUUACCUCAAUGUGGAUGCAUACAGUUCGCUGGCGGGGUAUCGAGAACGCGACAUUGAAAGCAGCUCACGAUCGCUUGGGCCCGAUUGUGUGUUUGGGUCCCAACGAGAUCAGCGUGAACUGCGUCAAAGGCGGGAUCAGAGAUGUCUAUGCCGGAAGUUUCGAGAAAAGCAGUGCCAAGGAUGGGUAUAAUUGGUAUGGUUUCUUUUCGAAUUAUGGAGGAGUUGACAACAUGUUUUCCACUGGCCGCAACAAGCCGCAUUCGCAGAGAAAGCGAAUGCUGAGCAACAUCUACAGCAAAUCAAACGUCGCUGCAAGCGAAGCGCUGUUAGGUCAAACGUCUGAAAUCCUCUAUAGACGCUUCUUGCCCUAUCUAGAGUCGACAUUUGCCGAGUCUGAGAAGGGCGUUCUGAACAUCUAUGCAUUGCUCAGCGCAACGACGAUGGACAUUGUGACGUGUUUCAUUUUCGGGCUCAAGGCAGGCUCGAACCUAAUCGAUGACCGAAAGCAGCUCGCAUGGUUUUUGGAAUUGUACAAUUCACGACGAUCCUACAACUUCUGGCCACAGGAGUUCCCGCGAUUUACUAGCUUCGUGGAGAAAUGGCUAGGCUACCGACUGACGCCAAAGUGGGUCGAUGAGGCAAACGGUGAGAUCGAGAAGUGGACGGCGAGUAUGUGCGAUGAUGCUGGUGCUGUCUCGACAGUAGGCGACGCACGGACUGAGGACCGGCCUGUGGUGUACCAACAGCUUCAAAACAGUAUGGCAAAAGCGACGAAGGGGGUCGGGGACGACACACUACAGACUCAGAUUGCGAGCGAGGUGUUGGACCAUCUUGCGGCAGGGUUUGACACGUCUGGGAUAACACUGGUCUAUGUUGUUCAUGAGCUCUCGCGACACUUGGAGGUUCAGGCCCGUCUCCGGGCUGAACUGCUCGGUCUAUCACCGCAGCCUGUACCUUCGUCCGCACCAAAGCUGCCGGACGCGAAGACUGUAGACAACCUACCCUUCUUACAUGCAGUCAUCUGGGAGACGCUCCGUCUCCACUCAGCCAUCCCCGGCCCACAACCACGGUUCACGCCACAGCAAGGCUGUCAACUCGGCCCUGAAGAGGCGUCGUACCAUAUUCCAGGUGGGGUAAGAGUGAGUGCAAGCGCAGGCCUAUUGCACCUCAAUGAGGAAGUGUUCGAGCGCGCAAACGAGUGGAGGCCAGAGCGGUGGCUGGACUUGGACAAGCUAGACGAGGAGAAACGGAAGGAUAUGGAGAGCCGAUGGUUUUGGGCCUUUGGAAGUGGCGGACGCAUGUGCGUUGGAAGUCACUUGGCGAUAUAUCAGAUGAAGUACAUCAUUGCUGUGCUGUAUUCAAAUUACAGCACCACGAUCGUUGAUGACGCAGGUAUCGAGCAGAUAGAUUCGUAUACUGCACCGCCCAAGAGCGACAAGCUCCUGGUAAGACUUGAGAAGAUGGUGUAGUAACGAAGCUUGCGUGGCUGGAGGCUGUUACCUCAAUUGUUAGACAUGUUUGGACCCUGAUCUCCAAGGCCGAAGAAGGAAGGAAGCAACUGCCCCGCCGCACGUGCGGCCAUAUCUUAGCGGAAGUCGCAAUGGGAAAAGCAUGUACAUUGCCGGUAACCGUACGGCGAAUUUUGAGUGUGGCCGGUUCACGCCGCUGAAGACGCGAACCAUGGUAGAGCUGUGGGAGCUACACACUAUCAAGCCAAUCAACAACCAUAGAUGUAUGCGCUACGUGGAGAACGCUGCAUGAAAAUUCUGAGGAGGCGGUGAACUCAUGUUCAUCGUGCUGUGAAGACACAAGCACUUGAAGAGGCGUCUGUCAGUGCUCCGGUAUGCUUCUUGUUUCAUCAGGACGAGAUGGGAGUCUGCUUGUUGAUCUGCUUCUUCAGU
Molecule: messenger RNA, 2150 nt
Organism: Alternaria alternata
Lineage: Eukaryota; Fungi; Ascomycota; Dothideomycetes; Pleosporales; Pleosporaceae
Product: cytochrome P450
Exons: 4
Coding region: 123-1718 (531 amino acids)
Molecular function (GO): iron ion binding; oxidoreductase activity, acting on paired donors, with incorporation or reduction of molecular oxygen; heme binding
Source: RefSeq, a predicted model, not a curated record